This is a messenger RNA of Debaryomyces tyrocola, 609 nucleotides long. The record is from the annotation of a GenBank genome assembly. NCBI's taxonomy places the organism in Eukaryota, Fungi, Ascomycota, Pichiomycetes, Serinales, Debaryomycetaceae.
AUGUCGCUUCAACAUUUCCAUAGUUCUCCAUUCGCUCUUGCAUCGUUCUCAUUAAUCCAAUUUGGUAGCGUAAUUGCUGAGAAUCUCGGUGGGCUAGAUAGUGAUGAAUCAGGAUCUGACAAUAAUAACGAUGAUUCAUCCCCAAAGGCUAAGGCCACAACUACAGAGAAAACCAAAACUGAUCAAGACACCACCCAGAAUACGGAUACUGCAACAAACACCAAUACAAACACCAAUACAAAUGCCAAUACAAAUACAAAUACAGACACAUACACAACCAAUACGGCUGGAACGACCGAUACCACACAAGAAAUGACCCAAAAACCAGAGACAAAUACUGACAUCACUGCUACUAGCACAGGCAGAGUUACUUACAACCAAUGGGGUUUCACAGGAUCGCAAUCUGUUUGGGGUGAAGAAACAAAGACGGUCACUUCAGGCUCAUCUGAAUCAAGUUCGGCAUCUCAUUCCACCCAUUCUGUUAAAGGGAACAAAACAUCGAACGCGAAUAGAAUUAGUGAUAACAUAGUUAGCUAUGAUGGUUCAAGUAAAAAGACAUUCUUGAUUGCUAGCUUAAUAGGAAUAAGUGCAUGCAUCAGUGCUUUGUAG